Messenger RNA from Xyrichtys novacula (pearly razorfish), 7520 nucleotides. The record is from the annotation of a GenBank genome assembly. NCBI's taxonomy places the organism in Eukaryota, Metazoa, Chordata, Actinopteri, Labriformes, Labridae.
AGCAAUGAGUGACAACGCAAAGUGGCAAAUCCAUCGCUUCACGUGUUAAAAACGGACUUUUAUUUUGAAGGAGAAACUCUCCCUAAAAGUUUGAAGACACGCCUUCGCGUUAACGUCACUGCGAAUGCGGAAGCAAACCGCCUGAUUUUCCCACAUGGUGAAAAUGGCUGCGAAUGGGGAAAAACAGCAGGGCCACAGAGCCGGUAUUUACAAACAAAAAAACAAAGGCCACAAACAUGGCAAGCACCGGACGAAAGGUGAAAUCGAGAGAGAAAAUAAAGGUAAGUCGUUUUUAACAACAACCGUGUCUUUGAGAACAGCGUUAGCUCUUUCAUGUUAGCAUGUUAAUGUGGUGACUGGACACUGCAAACACACGUGUUGAGUUUUCGGGGUAUUUAAGGGGUGGCAGCUGUUUAAUACGAACGGAUACAUGCUGUUAAAGUGUUAUUACACACUUUUAAGAUCUUUGUAACAUGCACAACUAUCACCUGGAGGCAGGUCAGGCAAUGACAUUAAUGAACCUAUAAUACCUCUAUUAAUGCUGGGAGCAGAAAUAUGGAAUAAAACAGUAAUACAUGGUAAUACAGGUGGAAGAAAAUCUCUAUAAUUAUCUACUAAUUUAUGUCUUAAGACGCAUGUAGAUUGUAUUGUUGCGAUAUGGGGUGUAUGGUUACGUCUCUGAUCAUAAAUACUGUGAUGCUCAAACGAAAGUAAACAGGCAUGAAGGCUGAGAAAAAGGAUGGUGCCAUAAAUCAAUCAAAUGAACAUGUGAAAAAUACGAGCAGAAAUAAACAACAAUAAAUUAAUUAAAUAAUUGGGAGUUUUACACAACUUAAUGUACAUAUUUUAAUCAGUGCCUUUACACGGUGAACAUCUUAUGGACUCUGGAUUCUAUGCAUCAGAUCAGGCUAUGGGUGAUGAGUGUUAAAUCAUUGUUUGUGUGCUUGUUUCUCAGGAAGAGUGUCUGUGACAGCCCUUACCAAAAAGCAGAGAAAGGAGCAUAAGAAAAUGGACAGAAGACACAAAGCCAACCAGCUUCGCAGGAAUAAGAAAGACAUGGUAACUUCUCAUUCCACGUGAAAGUCAGUCUUCUCAAAUUUUUUAAAUGUUCUGUUCAGUGACGGACUCUCGUCACCUUUUUUAGGUCCUGACAGAAAAGCGACGACUGGGUAGCAGGGAUGGUCCCCCACAUUUGGUCGCAGUGCUUUCUCUCCAUGCCGCCGCUGAUGCCGAUGCUGUCACCAAACUGCUGCGUGGUGAGGGCGCAGGCGGUGUGGUACAUCAGGAGCGCUGCAUCAGUGGAGUCAGCGACAGCUUCGGGCUGAUUCUGCCACGGUUUAAGCAAAGAUUCAUCUUUCUCAGGCAAAGCACAGGUAAAUAUCAAAAGUUAUGAAACAGUUGAAUGUGUUUCAUACCUCUGUGAUGUGGCGGAAAAUGUUUUUGGAGGUAAAAUACAAAUAUUAAAACAAAAAGUAUAAUAAUGUUAAAAAAAUGACAAAGGUGUUGACAUACACCUCUUCUACAGCUUCUGCAUGUUUGUUGGAAUACUCUAACUCCAUUCAUUUUUUUCAGAGCAGUUACAAACAAGUAUAUAUAUUAUAAAUGUUUUUUUUUUUGUCUUUACUGCACUAUUUUCUCAUUUCUAUGUUCUGUUCUCUUCUAAAAUGUCUCUCCAGAUGACAUGCACUCCCUGCUUGAUGUGGCAAAGAUUGCAGAUAGCCUUGUGUUCGUGCUGGACUCCACUGAAGGUUGGGACACCUAUGGAGACCACUGUCUGUCCUGUCUCUUUGCACAGGGCCUCCCCAGCCACGGUGGGUGAAAACCUCAACAUACUGUUAAAGCUUUAAUUUUCCUCAAUUGAUACAUGGAAAGACUUCUUUUGCACCAGAUUUUCUUGAUUUAUAUUGAGGUGUAUAAUAUCUAAUCCUGCAUUUCUCUAUCCCUCAUGUAGCCCUGGUGUGUCAGGGUGUGUCUGACCUCCCUGUGAAGAAGAGAGUUGAGUCCAGGAGAGCUCUGUCAAAGAUCACAGAGAUCCGUUUCCCCGACACUCGUCUCUUUCCUCUGGAUUCGGAGCAGGAUGGCACCCUUCUUCUCAGACACCUGGGCAUGCAGAGACAGAGAAAACUCGGUUUCCGCUCCAGACGGUCCCAUCUUUUAGCUCAGCACGUCACUUUUACACCAAACAGCCCAGGUGAGGGGACAGGCGGGGGACCCACCGGCUUGGGCACCCUUUGCGUCUCUGGGUAUGUCCGAGGCCGCCCCCUGAAGGUCGACAGACUGGUGCACAUAAGUGGACACGGAGACUUUCAGCUCAGUCAGAUUGACGCUCCAACAGACCCUCUACCGCUAAAUUUAACAACAGCCAGACCAGCGAAGCCCGGGAAAGGGGGAGAUGUUGACAUGAUGGUGGGUGUUCUCUGACUCAGUUCUUCCUGAGAUUUUAUUUAUAACCUGUUUUAUGAAAAUAAAUGGUUUACUCAUUUCAGCUAUGAUGCUUAUACCUGGUUUUGGAGUUCAACAAAUGUGUGAAAAUGCAUCAGAGGACAGAAUAUCGUCCGUUUAUGUGUAGUUUACUAUUCUGGAAACAAUCAAUUGAAUUCUGGUCCAAAAAAUUACUCAUAACUUCAGCUCUAUAUUUGAGUUAGAGUUGAUGCAAGCAUAUCAGAUUGAUGGUAGUUUAAGCUUCAUAUGUGCCCUGCCGUCUGUUCCUCACAGGAUGGAGGUGAGGAUGAGGCUCCAGCACGGGUGCUAAUGAAAGCAGACCCAUCCUGCAGAGAGAGUCUUCAGACUGAGGCUGAAGUGGACCCCAUGGAUGGAGAGCAGACGUGGCCAACGGAAUCUGAGCUGCUGGAGGCUGAAGGUGCAAAAACAUUAUUUAGACAUGAUCAAAUUUUGACACAAUAGAUAUAAAUAUAUGAACAGAUUGGAUUUUCAUGAUGAAUUGAUUGUUAAGAAACAUAAUCAGUUAGUUAAAAAAAAGACAGAGCAAAAUACAUGUUUUUAGUAAUGUUAACUUUACUUACUUUAUCCUGAAUAUUUGUCUUUGUUGUUUAGAGGCUAGAAAGACCAAGCGCGUGAUGAAGGUCCCGAAAGGAACCUCAGACUACCAGGCCACCUGGAUCGUCGAUGAAGAUGAGGAGGAGAACGGAGAGCUGGACGAGGAAAGCAGUGAAGAUGACGAUGACAACGAUGACAUGUUGGAUGAAGCCAUGUAUGGGGACGACGAAGACAUUAACUCUCAGGUACGCACUGGAAGUAAAGAAGGGAGAUGACAGCAAUAGAGCAAAAGUAUAAGAAGAAGUACAAGAAGAGUCUGAACCUGUAAGCCAUGGGCACCUCCUUCAAAGAUAGUAAAAGAAAACACGGAGUUAAUGAGGAGAAAAUGUGUUUAAUCUCUGUGUUUCAGAGGCUAACUGAGGAAUUGGACUGAAUGUAAAAUAAACAGAGAAUUAAAAGAACGGGACACUAGGUGGCACACAACAAGCUAAAGGUGACUAAGCCUCAAAACACGUCAUUUUUCAGCAUAUAGUAGAAAGCUGACUUUACAAGAAGGAUAGAGAGUAACUUGGAGGAAAAUGAUCUAAAAUUCACUUUUUGUUUGACCCUUGAAAAAAGGAAAAUUAAGUUUAGAAAUCAAGUAAUAAAUAUAGAAGAUAAAAGGGUAAAAUACCACUAACUAAAAUCAGUGCAUAAUAAAUACACCUCUUCACUUGCAGAUUUUGCAGCUUAAAAACUAAGAUAUUUAACAUGAAUUUACCGCUUGUUGUUAACAUAGUCAAGAAGAUAAUUAUUGUCCAUUUGGUGUUUUAUAAUUAAGCUAUAGCUGGGUUGAAGGUGUUUAGGUAUGAUUCUAUAUACUUCUUAAAAAAUCUCUCUGAACAGAUUUAAAAGUUAGUUGUUUCAGCAAAGCCUUAAGUCAUCUUUAAGAUUAGUCUGUUGAACUUCUUCUUGUUGUCAUAGCAACAGUGAGGCAGUAGUGAGGCAGCAGUCAGACAGCGUCAUCUUAUCAAGGAUGUGGGGGACAGUAACCUCUGGAGAAGAGGUAUUCGUGGUUCCGGGGCUGCAGCGGUGCAUACGUGACCCGCGGUGGGUGCUCCUCGUCACUGAGAGGCACUGUUUGUUUUCCCAGUGUCUGCCUCGGCCUACAGUGCCAGGCUGCUCACCACAACAAUAGUGUUUAGAGUCCCGAGAGAAGCCUCCUGUCUUCCUGUCCUGUGAACAGAACUUCCUGUCUGGACCAAAGGGAGGGGUUGAACAAUUUAUUUAUUUCCAGCUCGGCUUGAAAAGAGGUCGGGGAAACUCUUCCUUAUGCAACGGGUUCAUUAGGAUCUGUGAUUGUUAUUAGCAUGUGUUUGAUGUCAUAGGAAUACGUAUCUAGGACAGGGUAACAAUGGGAAACGGGCACUUCAAAUGAUAAUGAUUAUUAUUAUUGCUGCGGGGAUGUUGGAAAGGUUGUGAAUCAACCUCCUGCUGGGUGCUUCCUCCUCAUUUGUCUGACUCUGUCUGUAAUCUACAAGUCAAAGGUGCACUUACGAGCAUUUUCCCUGUGAUGAUUCAUUUCCUUGUACAGUUUUAUGAUCUUCUUCAGUUGAAUUUCUAGACAUUCCUGAAAGUAGAUGUCUAGAAACACAGGAUUCACUUGCACACGCUCACAGGUUAUGGAAAAAUGCAAAUAUAUGCAAACCAGGGAUUCCGAGAUUCCUGUCCUUUCAGUCGUGGAAACACACCACCAUCACCUUGACACAGCGCUCUUACACAGUAUACAAGUCUCCGCAAACAUUGGGGCUACUCAAAAAAUCACCUUUUCUAUAUCUGGCAUUCCCAGAUACCCCAUGUUCAAGUAAUCAAAUUACUUUAUAAUCAAUUGAUUUCUUGCAAAUGGUAUAUUUUUUACCCAAAACAGACGUCUUUGUAGUAGCCAUUUAAGGUGGAAACACAGGAGUCUAGUUCUAGUGCUGGUAAAGUAAAAGGUUCAAUUUACCAAACAUGGAAAACGUAAUGAAACAAUUUUUUCGCCAUGUUUCGAGGGAGAUUUAUUUUGGCGCUUCAUAAUUUCCACCCACAGUGUUAGAGUUGCAGAGAUGUUAAAAACUAUACAUCUUUACUACAACAGCUUCUGCAUAACUUUUCAUAAAGUAGCACUUUUUUUGGAAGCUCAAAGUUGUCUUUUUGGUCGUAUAAAAAGCAAUUUUAUAGAAUUGACUGCAAAUUUUGGGGAAAAUUACAGCCCACCUGGAUAAAUACGAGUUAAUCCUCCGCCCUCUUUGCUCAGGAUGCAGGUUCUGGCUCUGAAGAAGAAGCCGAGGAGGAAGAGGAGGAGGAAGAGGUGUGCUCCACAGAGCGCGCUGGAGCCGAUCAGCGCUAUGAUGACAACAUGGAUGAAGCUGCAGAAGAAGAAGGCCUGAAACGCUACCGUGAGGCACGAGCCAAUGAAAUGUUCCCAGAUGAGGUGGACACUCCCCUCGACGCGGCGGCCAGAAUCAGGUCUGUUUUGUUUCAUGAUGGAGGCUGAGGAAGAAAAAUGAACACGCUAAGAAUUCAAAUUAUUCCCAUUAUUAACAUUGUCUACUUCCUCUAGAUUUCAGCGCUACAGAGGUCUGAAAAGUUUCCGCUCCUCGCCAUGGGACGCCAUGGAGAAUUUGCCUCUCAACUACUCUCGCAUCUUCCAGUUCCAGAGCUUUGAACGCACCCGGCACCGCAUUCUGGCUGAGGCUGCAGCUGAAGAGGAGGGAGCUAUGGUAAAAAUAAGCACGGUUUAAUCCUCAUCUGAAGAAGUUUUUGUUCUUUCUUGUGGCUUUUUCUGAUUCUUCCUCUCCUUUCUGUUUUAGGUGGGCUGGUAUGUGACGCUGCACAUCACUGAUGUGCCAUUUUCCGUGAUGGAGAGCGUCCAGUCAGGCCGACCUCUUAUGUUGGUGUCCCUGUUGCCUCAUGAACAGAAGGUACGACCACUGUAACAACAUCCGAAACCCUUUUUUUCUGAUCACUUGUAGUUUGUUAAAAUAGUCUUUUCUGUCAUUUUGAUUAUUUUCUCACCUCCACACAGAUGUCAGUGAUGCACCUCUUGGUGAGGAGACACCCCAGCAACACAGAGCCAAUCAAAUCCAAGGAGGAGCUGGUGUUCCACUGCGGCUUUCGGAGGUUCAGAGCUUCUCCCAUCUUCUCCCAGCACACGUCAGGUACGACAUCUGCAAAUCAAGCAAAGAUACAUAACCCUGACUACAAAAUAUGAAGGGCUCACCCACAUCAGGGGUCACAAGAGUAACAUUUCAUUUGGAUCUGCUCUGGUGCUGAAGUAAAAACAACCGCUUUGACAGCAAGAGAGUGUGACAACGAUUUUCAUAUUCUUGGAAUUAAAUUGGUUCAUUUUCUAGUUCUGGGACCGUUUACUUAGGCUGAAACAAUCAUUUACUGUCCAAUAAUAUUGAUUUGCUGUUAUGUCUAAACAAACAAUAGAAGAAUGAAUGUGGAGGCGAGUGGUCUGAGACCAACGCUGGCUGCUGGAUGCGAAGCAGUAAAUGAAUUAUUGAGUGUUAAACUUGGCUUGGCUUUUCUCCAGCUGACAAGCACAAGAUGGAGCGCUUCCUCAGGCCAGAUGCCCCCACCGUGGUGUCCGUGUACGCUCCCAUCACCUUCCCGCCCGCCGGAGUCCUGCUCUUCAAACAGAGGAGCGAUGGUGAGAUGAAAUAAGUAGAUUUUGUCAUAACCCCACUGCCUUUAUUUUGAACUUUUGACCACCAUUAGCUUGUCUGUUUUAAUGGUUUUAUUCAAUUUUCCACUUAAGCUGAUUUUGUCCCAGGUCUUUAGCUGUUUUUCUUCUUGCUUUGGCUUUUUAGGCAUCCAGGAUCUGGUAGCUACAGGCAGUCUGCUCAGCUGUGACACUCAGCGCAUUGUGCUCAAGAGGAUAGUGCUGAGCGGACACCCGUUCAAAAUAAACCGGCGCUCCGCUGUCGUCCGUUACAUGUUCUUUAACAGAGGUAUGAAGAUAUUAUUAUUCUCCUUUUUCAGAUAAAAUAUCAAAUUUGACACGUAGGGUUGACCGUUUUUUUUUGCUCCUUUCCGUCACAGAUGAUAUCAUGUGGUUUAAACCAGUGGAGCUGAGAACAAAGUGGGGUCGAAGGGGCCACAUCAAAGAGCCUUUAGGUAACAACAUUUUAAAAUAUAAACACAAUUUCAGACACUGUGAUCAAAAAAUUGUUAAUUCUUAUGAAUUCUGACUGUUAUAUUUACAUUUUACAGGAACACACGGGCACAUGAAGUGUGUUUUUGACAACCAGCUGCGCUCUCAAGACACUGUCAUGAUGAAUUUGUACAAGAGAGUGUAUCCUCGCUGGACGUACGAUCCCUACGUACCCCUACCACUACCCUGGGUGAAGAGCGAGACCACGGUGGAGAUGGACGACUUGGAUAUGGAGUAGCGUACGGACUUGACUCGCGCGAACUGACACUCUGACUCACAGUGUGAUCACCUGUCAUCAUUAAAAGUAAUAGUUAUUAAUUAAAUACGCAGUAAUACAAACUCC